GGGGGACGAUUUGGUAACUCGAUGACAAGUCGAGGUACCUUCGGUGUACUUUUUCCCCCUACCGAUCCACUUCCGCAGCCCCAACCCACGAGGCCUGCGCCGUCGCCCGCGACCCCCCACCCCACACUCCCUGACUGCGCCGAUCUCCUCGUCCCCGAUCUGGUCGGCGUUGCCUCUCCUCCUCCGGACCUCCGGUGGCUGACGCCAGGAUAUCGGAACCUGCCGCCCUCGUCAUCCUCCUCCCCGACCGCUGAUUGGAGUUCCCGAUCCGCCCCUCCCGCCGUUUGCCCUCUCGGGUCCUCCACCUUCCUCUUGGAAAAAAAUGGGGGCUCACCCGGCCUAGCGUUCGUUUCAUGGAUGCGAACCGAGGUGCAUCCGCCAUGGCCCCGGAGUGGUGCCGGAUAUGGUGGCCACAGCGGCGGCUGCAGCCCGAGCCGCUUCCCGCGCCCCAAAGGUUCGUCCUGUUCGGAUGGCUCUUCGCCCGCACGGACUCCGUUGAUGUUGUGGUCGGGGCGGCUCUCCCGCAGGAGGAAAUCUUGCGGUCCUUCCCCACCCCAGAAGCACUCCAGCUUGGGUGUUUCUCAUGUUUUGAUACCAGCCACCGUUGCUUGGUUACUGCAAUCUUCCCGUUGGAGUACUAUAAAAAUCACAUUCUUCAUAAUUAUGAGUAUAAUAUAUCUAGGGAAACUCAUCUUUAAUUGCUUACUCAUAACUUCUGAUGAGAGAACCGCUGGAUGAGAUAAGACUGUCAUCCUUUCCUCAAAUACAAGGAUGCCAGCAAGGCUACAAGAAUGUGCGGCAUUCACCAUUCUGGGGGAUUGUAUGCAUCUUCCAAGAGAAUUUGAAGUAUGCUGUAGUAAACAACAUCAUCAGCCAUUGGGGACUCAAUCUGUUCAAAAAGGGCAUUUUUAUAUGACCCAGAACAGUCCUGUUGUAUCGAGUGGAUCAUUGGAAAGUGGAGCCCAAGACCAAAGCGGCUACAGUAGCAAAUGGGAAUAUGAUUGUAGCAUCUUAGAUGGUCUUCUGGAUGCUUGCAAGAAGUCAGUAGUCAAAGAGCACAACAGGGUGCACUUGUGCUUUAAGUCUAGCAAGAGCUUGAAAUGCAAUCUGAAUCAAGUCCCUGUGCUUCAUUAUUUGUGCCUUGAUGACCAGAAGUUUGAGACUAGUCAUUGCCACGUCGUACUAUAUGAUGUUCCAACUGCUUGUGGAAACCAUUUUUCCCUGGGUGAGGAUGCACCUUGCAGAUCAAAGUCUUCCUUCAGAAAGCCAAAUUGGAUAAAUAAUCUAGAAUGCAAACGAUUAGAAUUUGAUUUGGAUCCAAUUAUUUUGGGACUUAAUUGUUCAAAUGCUGCUAGACUAUCAGUUGCUCAGGAAGCUGCUACCAGUAAUUCUGUGGCUCGCUUUCUCUUUGCAUCUGUGGUUUUUGCGAUAGUUCAAGUAACAUGGCACUCCGUGGGAAUACUUUUGGCUUCAAUAUCGACUAUCGUCUACAUCUUCAUUCAAGUGUUCCAAAAAUAUUUAAGCAAUAUAUAUCAGUACUUCAUGUUACAAAAGGUUUUUGGGCAUUCAUGGAAAAACAUGCAUCUCCGUUGCUGCCAUAUUCUCUACUGGCCAAUUAUCCUGCAAGAUAGAUCCCUAAGCUCUACUGUGAAUGUUGAAUAUGCACAUAAAGCAGCAAUUCAGAAGCAUAUGUUGUGGUCAAAUAUUGUGAUGGAUCUCUUGACUGGUUUAUUCCUUGGAGUAGUGCUAUUGUUGAAAACAGAGAUAAUUUGUUCUUGGACCUUUGCUCUUGUUCACUACAUGACCGAUAGUGUUUUGAGAUCUGGCUGUGUGUGGCUGAUGGGUGUUCCAGCAGGCUUUAAGCUGAAUACAGAGUUGGCAGAGCUUUUAGGCAUGAUUUCACUUAAUGCAAUUCAGAUAUAUUCAACUCUUUGGUCAAUUGUGGGAGGCUUCCUAAGGCACAUAAUUUGGGGUCUUGCAUUUUCUGGGAUCCUUCUUGGUUUAACAGUUCCUGUUUCAUUCUUCAUAGAUGUUAUCCAGCUUGCAACAUUGCAUGUUACCCUGCUUCAGUGGUUGAUCUCCUUGAUAUAUUCAAGACAGAUUCAGACAGUGGCAUCAUUAUGGCGUCUUUUCAGAGGCCGCAAAUGGAAUCCUCUUAGGCAGAGAUUAGAUAGCUAUGACUAUACAGUUGAACAACAUGUAGUUGGUUCACUGUUGUUUACACCAGUCCUGGUUCUCCUACCCACAACCUCUAUAUUCUACAUAUUCUUUUCUAUGUUGAGUACUGCAGUUAUCUGUCUCUGCAUACUUCUGGAAAUCACAGUAUCUAUAAUUCACUCUACUCCUUAUGCUGAGUUAAUUAUGUGGGUGGCAAGGAGGCAAAGAUUUCCUACUGGAUUAUUCUUCCAUCCUGUGAUGUGGUCAUCUGUAUCUGCUGUUGAUGGUGAUGGCCUCUUAUCAACCAAAGGUUAUAGGAAAACGGAGCAUCUUGUCCUUGGCAAGUCAGAACCUUUAGUGUCAGAACUUUGCUGUAACUAUGCCACCUUCGGGCACAUAAUCAGACCGCAUUACCGGAAAAUUUUCAACGGGGUUGCUUUAUCAUUCUGCAAACAGUUGGCGUAUGGAAUCCUUAGCGGUGAAAGGGUACCAACGACGCUGCACCUGCAGUUUUCACUGUUCCCUUGGAUGCAUCUUGGCAUUCGACACUAUUGGUUGCUGUGCCGUGAUUCUGUCCUUUCAUGCGCACCAAAGAGGUGAUUCUGUCCUUUCAUGCGCACCGAAGAGGUUACAGUAGUUUCUACCGUACUGAUAUAAUUUUUUUUGACAGUAGUACUGAUAUAAUUUUUAAGAAAGCUUGUUUUACUUGCGACAUGUCAUGGUGCACCACUACUUAGUUGUGGUUAUUGUAAUGUGGUUAUUGAAAUACUAUUCACUCAUAGUCAUAGUUAUUACAUUUGCUGUCCUUUUUCGGUA
Messenger RNA from Oryza sativa Japonica Group (Japanese rice), 2973 nucleotides. The record is from RefSeq and is a predicted model, not a curated record. Lineage: Eukaryota; Viridiplantae; Streptophyta; Magnoliopsida; Poales; Poaceae.